UUUACAGGCUUUUGCCGAUAGUGGUGUUGGAUGGGUGACUCAACAAUCCAUUCGUCGUAAUCGGGACGCGUUUUUGCUAAUAAUCGGAGGAUUGGUGCCAAGAACUGUCCACUUUGAUUCCAGUGUCAGUUACUGAUGGCGCUCGUGCUCGCGUCCCUGCUGGUUACCUGUCCAUGCGCAAAAUAGUGCUCAUUUAUAUGCGACAAUAACCGAUAUUUUCUGAAACCACACAUCUGUAUGCGAUACCACUGAGAGAAGGAAACGAACGCGCGCGCAUCUACGUCUCGUCGUGGCCGCAUGAAUAUUGUUGCUUGUACUGUACAUUGCAUUUUCGUAACACUAUAAUAUUAUGAUUAUCUUAUUAUAUUACUAUUAUAAUAAUCGAAUGAAAAGUGAAACGUCGAUACUAAUUAUAAUGCGGUGUACAGUAUUAGAUAGAAUAGCCAAGUUAGAUAUUGGUAGUGACGACUCUCUUUCACUUUGUUGGAGACUGUAACGAGACUGCACGUUUGGUCACGUCAACACGACUUCGAUACGCUUCGUAAUUACUAUGGAAAUUCUGGCUAUAUAGAGAACUGCAACUUGAAAUCAUGCUCAAGUCAGACCCAAUUAUUUUCAGAACUGUUCGCCUAUUCACAGUGUUAUACACUCGGUCUUUGGUUAUGAUCGAAAAUCAGGAAAUCGUCUACUUCAUUGUUACGCACUUUUUGCGUCCUUCUAUAACUGUGCAUCUGUCAUUGGCAGUGUUUUUCCUUGUUGGCCUUAUACAGCGAGUAAAUAAAGUUUGUAUAAUUAUGUGGGCCCCGACACUUUCUUAAAUAGUAAGGUGAAUCGCGCUUAUGUUCAGAAGUGAAGGGGAGCGUCUUGGCAGCAUCUCAUAUGUCGACAGUGUUGUGGGAAUGAUCUCAGAUGUAGUUCCUGCUGGUGUAGGACCUCUAACCGUUGGACCGCUGGGAACCGGAACUGGCUCCCGAAAAACGCACUACCGAACCCAAGAGAUGGUUAAUUGGGUUAAGAUGAUAAACACUGAUGUGUUGGAGGAGACAGGAUGCCUUGUCAUCGGAAUGGGAUACGGUGACGGUAUACAGCUAUUUUCGGUCGGCGUUAACGGUGAAGCGCGUACCAUUCUGUCGCGACGUAAUUCGAGUCCAGUGAAAGAUUUCUGUCUUCUUCCACCUCCCGUCAAACAAUCGGGUAAAAGCAAAUGCACCAGAGACGCAUUUCCGGUGGAACGUCCGCUAGCGGCCCUUUGCGAGUUGAACGCCAUCUCAGUACUGUCCUUGCACAACGGUGCUAUGCGGCAUUCGCUCACCCAUAACGCUCAACGGGUGGUCGCUUCAAGACACGCUCUAGCCGCCUCAUGCCAGAUGCAGAUUGUCGUAUUUGCCUCAAAUGAUUUUAGUCUGCUUUUCGUGCUUCCUUCAGGCGGGCAAGUACCUGUUGCCAUUGGAAACAGAUGGCUAGCAUAUGCCGAAAAAACGCUUUCACACUCGCAGGCCACGCCCGGUGGCCUAAUCAGUGAGGACCCGGCGUCGGUAACCGUGACGGUCAUACAAACAGCUAAGAUCAUCAAAGCCGGUCUAACUAGGUUGGGUGAAACUGUGACCAGCAGUUGCUCACCGCCUCGUCGGGGCAACGCUCACUUCAGUCAGGGAAUCGUGAGUGUUGUUGAUGUAGCCGCGACCGAUACGGAUCGGAUGCUUCUGCAUUUUUUGGCGCAUAGGGACCCAAUCACUUCAUUGUGCUUUGAUGCAGCGGGCAGUUUGCUCAUGACAGCUGAUACUCAGGGCCGAAAAUUUCACGUUUUCCGACUUCAACCGCAUCCUGCUGGCUCUACUCAUGCUAAGGUGGAGCUGUUGUACGUUUUGCAGCGAGGAGACACUACGGCAACCGUCUGGGAUUUAGCUUUCUCACUCGAUUCGCGUUGGGCAGCCGCAGCCACUGCACGAGGAACUGUUCACGUGUUCCCCAUUGCGCCGUACGGAGGUCGGGCAUCGGUGCGAACUCAUUUAGCGCCCCGCGUUGUUAACAAACUAAGUCGAUAUCACCGUAGCGUAGGCGUGGAUCGAGACUCGGACUCACUCAUAGUUCAACCAGCGGUGCAGAUCCGUCACACCCUCAAUCUCGGUGAUAAUGAAGUUGGCUCCCGAAAGGGCGACGGAAUGUUGCUUUCCAUGGGAUUCUCGUCGGCACGCGCUUGUUGGCUCACUAAUAAUAAGGCGCCCUUACAAGCGCCUAACCAGGACUCGUUGUUUACGGUGACCACGUCCGGGGCCUUGCUCGAGUACAUUCUUGAGUUGCGUCCGCAGAUGACCGAAAGCGGCACCAUUGGAGGUCGGGCGAGCGACCAGGAGACUGGCAUUGAUGUGGCUGCCCACCAUGUAGCUGAAUGGCAGUUGCUAAUACCAAAUACUGUAGCCGGCGCGACGACUUGCAAUACAAGCAGCGGUCCGAACGCCGCCCACGGGGGUACGAAUACGGGACUGAAUCCACCGACAAAACGAGUUCCACCGCAGGGUCGGCCUCAGGGUGGGGGCGAGGGCGCCAUUACGCCAGGAAAACAUAGCGGAUAUUGGAUGAGUCAAGUGGAAAUUGUUACAUAUGCUCCACCACAUCGGCGGCUAUGGAUGGGCCCUCAAUUCUCGUUUAAACCCGGUCACCAGCAGGGUGGCGCUCUAGCUCUCCAUGAUUCUUUAGUAGACGGUGGUCUUAUUGAGGUGGAAUCAUCACACGAUCUGAUCGCCGAGCAUAUGGCGGACGCUAUGUCCGAACCAGAUCUCCCUCCUCGCUAUCAUAGCGGUAGCAUGGAGACGGGUGUACCGGGUGUACACUCCUCUGCCGAUUCGCUUUAUCAUUCACCUAGCCAAAGUUCCGAGCACCUCCUAAUCUUCGAGGGCGACAUGGAAUCGCUAUGACAACAACAGUAACAACGCGCUCGAGCCAUCUAGUUUAUCGAAUCAGCCUGGGAGAACAGCAGGAGAUUGCGUUCCUACUUUUUUGUUUUUUAUGUAAGUUAACAUAUCUUGCGAACCAGAACGAUCACUGGUUAUGCAUUCAGUGUAACAGGCACAUGAAAAGUUAUUCGUAGCCGAUAAAUUGAAAGUACGGCACAAGAAGUUGUUAUGUAGAUAGUUAGGUCGUUUAUAGGUGCUGAUCAAAGACUUUCAACUUUAGAACGGUCGGAAGCUUCGAACAGAGCCGAUUUGGUUUAAACGAUUAAGCUAAUAAUAUUUAUAUCUCAUAGUGGUAACCUAAAGUUACAUAUGUAUGUAGUGUAUUGAUUUACAACUUUGUCGCGCGUGUUUCGGUAUAGCCAAAACCUUGGCUCAAAGUAGUUCGCACAGAAAAUUCUCAAAAAAGUAAGCAAGCUGAACCUUAGUGACGCUCCUCAAAUUCUGAAAAGUUCAAUUCUCUUCAAUCAUUAACGAGGAAAAGCUUGUGCAAUGCUCCUAGCCGUUUCCUGAGUAGUUGCAUCGUGAACUUGUUGCGCUUACAGCAUGAGAAGUAACAGAAGAACUAGCCCAGGACAAUUUCUGUUCCCUUCGAAGAAAACUGAAUAUGCUAUUCAAGACAGUUCUCAUUUUUGUGUUUAGUACCGUUGCAGUAUGUCCACGAGAGCUAGCAUUUUGAGGCACUGGGCUACUGCAAAAUCUCGAGAAAAAUGAACCGACUCAAAGGAAAGAGCAGAGCAGCUUUUUAUUGAAUGAAAUGGGCGUGCCCAGGUCAACGUUGGGCAGACAAUGGUAUUAGCACUUGCAAGAGGCGGAACUAUGUAAACAACAAUUUGGUGGACUCGCCUGAAAAAAAUGUAAUAAAAAACAGCAACAACAAUAAGAACAACAACACAGCAAACACCCUUAGCGAGUUUCUAUUUUACUGCGCGAGGUCGCCGUGCUAAGUAAAAGAAAAAGCGCGACACCGUUGUGAGUUAAGGAUACAACCGAAAAAUGUUUGUUCAUCUAUGUAAGUGUCACUGAUUGCUACUAGGCAAACUUCUUCGAGCGGCAGAUCUGUGUGCAUAUAAAGUACGAAAGUGUUAGCGCGUGUGCUUUACGCAAAUGUGUUUUUCUUCCAGAGAAAGCUCCGCUGAGCUGAAUGAAUCGCCUUGAACUCUGAAAAGGCUGUCUGUCUAUGUCCUUACGAUGGACGCUCAACAAUGAAUGCCUAAAUGCAGUGGCUUGGCGCAUGAUCGUUUCAUAAUGUGAUAUCAUAGACUAGUAGAUUAGCCAUUGCAGGAUGCGUGAUUAUGAUGAAAAGGAUAUAUCAAACCACACAGAUGUCUCGACCAUUCUGAUAGUAACUACGACGAAUAUUGUCAGUAUAACGAUGCCAAUGAAAUGACGCCUGGCUGGUAUUAUUAUUAUUGCAUCUACUAUUAAUAUAAUAUUAUACUACCAUAUCGCUAUUGUCUUACACAAUAUAAAUGCUAUUAUUUGAAAAUGUGGCAAGAAUUCAUGUCGAUGUAAGUGAGUAAAUAGAGUAGCAAGCAACCUGUGGACAGUUCUUACGAUGCAACCGACAAUGAGCAAAAAAAUAAGGCAGAAAUUGCUGGACGGGAGAAAAGAAAAGGCAAGCGGAUGCAAGCGUCAAUCGUGUGCUGUAUUACUUUGAUAAUAUAAACGAAAGGGAUGGUAGGUUAGAUAGUGUUAACUAAGCGGGUGAUACUAACUACCAAAAAUGCUCGCGCUGAGUCCAGUUAUGAGUUGUUAUGAUGCGUGAUGAAAGACGACACAUUGUGCUUUUCUUGCAACGAUAAUAAUAAUAAUUAUUACAUUGGUAGUGUAAUAAUAGAGUAGGGCAAUUGGACCUGUGAACUAUUUUGAAUGACGGUCGGCAAAAAGAAAGGGACAUGAAACAUUUAGAAUAUAUGACUAGAUACGGUUAAAUGAUCGUGUGGUGAUCAUCGGUCGUAAGUGCCAGAGACAUCCUAAUUAGUUUGAUUUCGAGAUACUGUUAACAAGCAGAGAAUGUGACAACGUUGGUACAUUAAAACGAAAAAUCUUUCUUAAUAUGCUGAUACUACUGUAUGUCAGUACGUUUUUUCCUUUGUCCAGAUUAGCUGUAGGCUUCAAGGUGAAGGCCAUAGUUAGGCAGCAGAACUUACACGUGUCAGAGACGAGAACAUAGAUUACAGUUGGAAAAUGGCCCACAAUGAAUUGGGUUCGAUUGUCGCCUCAUUCACAGAUGGUUAGAAUGACGCAUUUGUAUCUCAGUUUUAAAAUGUCUGUAGAUAUCUGCGCGGGUUGCUUUGGCAGCUUUUUUAAGCGUCAGACAUACGUUUUCGAAGUCUAGUAGUCAAUUGUUAAGAAUUGAGAAACAUAACAAGGGAAUGACACUUGAAUUGCUAACAACGUACAUGUAACAACACUGUCAAACGCCUGUCUGAAAUCACUGUACGAUUGGAUGGCUGUCUCAUACUAUAUUUGAUAGAAUAGCAAAGAUACAUUAAAUAUAAAACAAACAAAUAAGAUGUUUAAAAGGUUAAACAUACUUUAGCUACUACCACCGCAAAAAAAAGACGACCUAACGCAAUUUCGGUUUAGCGAUCGUUACAACGAUCACACAUGAUAAUGGACCAGCAGAUAACGUACAGGUAGAAAAUUCACGAUGUCCGAAGCGUAAAGUGCUCUAUGACGCUGACUGACGAAUAACAUCAACGACAUCGGUGGCGAUGAUCAUAAUAAUUGUUGUUAUUGAUAGCAAUGACGUUUGAAAAUAGAUGGGGCCGGAGAAGAAAACGACCAUGCUGCGCUCCGAUAAAACGAACGCUAAACAGUGUGAAAUGAUAAAAUUAUCUCUGAAGUUAGAUUUACUACUGUCAUAAUAGUAAUACUACUAGCAAGAAACCUGUACAUUACAUUGUACUUUUUAUUUCUUCUUAUUACGCGUCUGCUUCGAUAUACGCGGAGACAUUUGUAGUCUCACACUUUAUAAUGUAGCUAGCACUCAACUGAGAGUCGCUCCACCCAGAUCGCGACUAUUGAGCCUAUCGAUUUCGAUUGCGCACCAAUGCGAAACUCACCUGGGCAUGGCCCUGGAAAACAUUUCAGUAGAUAAGUGCGACAUGCGAUUAUGUUAACAUCGCCUUUAUUUCGGAACCUCAGCCGUUGUAUAUUUCUUAUUACUACAGAUGCAAAUCAGCCAAUGUUUAGUCCUUAGCGUUGAGAGGCGCAGUUGCAUUCGACGAGAAUAAGCGAAGCCAUGAUAAGGGGCAAUUGCAGAAAAGAGCUCUCUCGAUGGUCACGAGAUCGGUACGAAUAAAUGAUGAUGUUGAAAUAUUAUCUGUGAAAUGCACAUAUAACGACAAUGGGUAAAACCAAAAAUAAUUUUAUAAGAAAAAUUUUAAAAAUUCUUGAUAUCGAACAAGUCGAGUCGUUUGCUUUGAGAGGGAAAUACAAAUGACUGUACAGCAAGCGACUUGCAGAUACAGAGGGAGUUCGCCCAAAAGGAGCGUAAACAGCUGUUACAUAUUUGAUAAGGACUGCAUUAUCUAGGAAACACUGUAGGGUUCGUUUGGCUCAAAACAAAUUUUGAUUGUCCUACAUAAUCGAGCUUCUUAGACAUUAUGAAUUAAUUUUGUGAUCUAAGUUAAUCGAGACUAAGUUAUGGUUCCAGGUUAGUUCCCGUGUUAGAGCUUCUUGUGUGCGAAGACUUUAGAAAUGACUUAUUUUUAUUUGAAAACUUUGCUUGUAUAGGUGCGCUGAUGAAAGGGAGCCGUCAUUAAUUUCCGUGUCGGCUUGCGCAAGCCAUUAAGCUCUAUUGAGUAAGCUUAAGACAGUGUGUCUAUGAACAGACGAAUAAACUAUACGGAAGGCGUUCAGCAUACCGCGCGUUAGACUCUCUUCGAUUCUCUCCAUUGGUUGCUGACAGGCUAUAGUCGAAGAAAAAAUAUAAAAAAAAAAACAUUAGAAAGCACACGAC
Varroa destructor (honeybee mite) is the source of this 6921-nucleotide messenger RNA. RefSeq names its product BCAS3 microtubule associated cell migration factor-like. Gene Ontology annotation, cellular component: cytoplasm. The record is from RefSeq and is a predicted model, not a curated record. Gene Ontology annotation, molecular function: protein binding. Lineage: Eukaryota; Metazoa; Arthropoda; Arachnida; Mesostigmata; Varroidae. Gene Ontology annotation, biological process: response to starvation; autophagy.